UGAGGGGCACAUAAAGGAGAAGGCUUUCUGGAUUAGGAGAACAUUUUUUCUCCUGUUUGGAGUUGGGAGGCCCUGCAGCUGUAAAAAUGUGGAUAGAAACCAAAACAGAGGAGGAGGAGGCCAGCAGGAGUCGGGCCAGCUUCAGUCGGCGAGUGCUGAAUGGUCUGAUGUUGUGCACUGGAGACAUGGAGCACUUGGAUAAGUACAUCCAGGAAAAGUGGUUUGUGCUGCGGCUGGCUGUGUGGGGGCUCAGAGGAGUGGCCAGAGUGAUUCUGGCCAACAACCCACUGAGCGGAGCUCUGAUCCUGGCUGCCCUGUACUGGGCUUCCCCCUGGCAGGGCCUGCUGGGAACUCUGGGUGUACUGGCCUCAACUCUCACAGCUGUCGUCAUUGGACAGGACAGUGGCGACGUGGCAGGAGGUCUUCACGGAUUCAACGGCAUGUUGGUGGCUCUUCUGAUGGGAGUGUUCAGCUCAGCUGGAGACUGGUACUGGUGGCUGCUGCUGCCUGUCUGUUUGGCCUCAGCUACAUGUGUCUUUCUGUUCAGUGGGCUCACAACGUUACUGGACCACUGGGACUUGCCUGCUGCCGUGUUUCCCUUCAACAUCAUUAUCGUCCUUUACCUCCUAUGCACUGGAACGAACAACCCUUAUUUUCCUCGUGACCCAGUAGUACCACCGGGGGCAGUAGAGCCUAAUGACACAGCGCUUAUAGCAGUAGAGGUGAUCCGUGGCAUUCCUCUCGGUGUGGGUCAGAUCUACGCUACUGAGGCCCUUGGACCCUCUCUCCUCAUCCUGGGGGCCAUUGUUCUCUACUCCCCGCUGCUGGGCGUCCACGCUGUGCUGGGAUCAGCAGUGGGAACACUGGCCGGUUUAUCCAUGGCAGUGCGUCAUGACUCACUUUACUCCGGCCUGUCGGGCUUCAAUGGUGCUUUGGGCUGCAUGGCCGUUGGAGGACUCUUCUUCACCUUCAGCUGGAGGACCCACCUCUUGGCCAUCGCUAACGCGUUUCUCUCCGCAUACUCAGACAUCGCCCUGAGCAACUUGCUAGGAACUGUGGGUCUCCCAGCAUGCAGUUGGGCAGCUACUCUAACAACCACACUUAUGUUGUUGUUGACCGGAAGCUUAGCAGGAUACCGCAUCCCCAUUGGUCAAGUCAAAGCCCCUGAAUGCAACAUGUGCUCGAGAAGCCAAUGGGAAGCUGGAAACACGGAAGAGAGGGAGAGCACGGAUGUGUAGCGGAAAGUCCCAUGUGCACUUUACACCAACUGGACCAAACACAGGUAGUUUUAACCUUAAAAAAUUAUGUUAGCUGUGAGUUUUUAUACUGAAUUUUAUAUAGACACACUUCCAGAGGUGCUUCUUAAUCUGCCCAUAUAGUGACAAUACAGUAAUGUGCAAAUGUUUUAAACCAUAUUUACUUUACGUUUCCAAGCAGUCUGCAUUCUUUUUAAUAUUUCUUCAGCUGUUGUUUUUUCCUCACAAAAUAAAGCUUUUUACAGUAGAUAAAGAAAUGACUGGAACAUCAUCUCUUUAAGAAAAAUCCAGAAAAAAACUGACAUAAAAUCUGGAUUCAUCAUUCAUAGGUUGGUGUAUGCAAAGCAGCUUUUUAGGAAUAAUCCGUCUGGGUUAAAAGUAUUUGUUUCAAUCUGUGAAAUUAGUUAACCUUUUGUUUUCUUCAUUUUACUUUUAGAAAUGGGAAUAAUGGAGACAGGCUGCUGUUAACAAAGUUGUCUUUUUUUCCUCAUACAUGGCAACAACUUAAAAAAAACGUUUUGGGGCUCUAAAUUUGAAGAAGUGAAACACUUUUUGUGAAACAUAAAGCUCUGUUACCUCCAUGAAGCAUGUGUAUUGCUUAUGAUUCUCUUAACCUAUACUUAAUGAAUGAAUGCUGAUUGUAAUUAUUACUGAGUGUCUCAAAGUGCUCAAAAAAUGAUUGGUUAAAUUAUUCCAAAAAAAUAGAUCCAACUGACUUGCUGUUGAAGUUUGUACACUAAGUUUAUGUGAGUCAAUUUUCAUCCAUGGCGACUGAGUGCUUGCAUAACAGCGAAUGACAAUAGGUAAGUUGGUUGUUGGGAUAAUGCAAAAACUCUAUUAGAAACGUGGAAGCAGUGAUGCACACUAUGUAACUUACUAAUGCCAGGGAAAAAUAUUAUUAUUAAAAACUGUAAAACGCAAACAAAAAAUCUUAGAUCACCUGCAUGAUUGUAAGAUUGUUGCUGGAAUGGUAUUUAUUCAUAGUAGAGUAUCUCAAUUUAACACAGAAACUUAAGAAAUAGUAUGACAGGACUCUUAGGAUACAUGAUAUUCUGUAUCUUGUAAACUGUAUUCUUUGUUUAGCUGCCUGUUUAGUUAUCCCUUCUUUUAGGGUUUUUUUUGUGUGUAAUAUUUUCCUCAUCUUGAGGUGAAGAAGAGGCAUCACAAGUCAGAAGGAAAAAUUCAUUUAAUAAACAUGAAAACAAGUUGCAUCAUCAUCUUUGUUUAAAAUGAAACAUCUUGAAAAUUAUUGUCAAUAAAAAUCCAAACUGAAAUCAGAAGUAAUAUUUUUUCAAUGUUUUUUUUAACCCUGCAUAGAUGUGCUACACAGCACUCCACUAAAAAUUCAUUGUAAACACAAAGUGUAUGUGUAAUGUAACUCUAUGCAGGCAGUUUGAAAUUUGUAAUGAUUUAAUGAAACGGACAAUGCUUAAGCCUGAUGUUGAAAGGCAACCGUUAUUUUAAAUACUCAUACAGACACGAUUGUUGUUACAAUUGCAUUAAAUCAAGUUGUGGUUCAUUCUUUCUUCUCUUUUCACAGUGCUUCAUGUUGACUGCAACAUUUUUUCACAACUGUUGACAUAUUGCGUUUUCUAGAACACGCUUUCCUAACUUUACACACACAUUUUUACAUGAUUAUCACAGUAAAGAAAGGAACUGUCCCACCUCCUUGCAGGUGCAAUAAAAAUCUUGCAACAGACACAACCAUCUAAUUUUUUUUUUUUUUUUUCUUUUGCUUUACAUCAUGCAAUUCACUUUUAGUGCUUUAUUUUUGUCUAUGUAAUCACCGCCUUUUUCUUUCAUUUCUUAUUACAAAUCACCUCACGGGAGACUUUUAAGGAAAAUUGUACAAAAGUGUCUAAGUCUACUGAUGGAACAUAAUUGUAAAUAAAAUAGUUGAAAAAUAAAUGCUUGCACAAGUAGUUGUGUAUGUUCACAUCAAAAUAAAAAAAAAAACAUUCAUUGUUCUACAUACUUUCAGUUGAACUGAGUGUGUUUGUGCUUCUUUUUGUGGGAUUUGGUGUGUGUGCGUGUGUGUUAGGGUGUGAACGAUGCGUAUAUGCCUCAUUGGGGUUUAUAAUAAAGGACGGAUGACACAGCUGUCGCAGUUUAAUUCUUCACAUGCCCACUCUUGCAUCCGCCUCAAAUGAAUGUCACACUUUUCACUGAGUGGCUAUGUUUAAGCAUGAGUCAGCCAUGUAAGUGAUGUAUAAUAAUGGAAGGUACCUGUAAAAAAAAAAAAAUAAAAGAACCAAGGGUAAAAUUUGUUAGUGUGUGCAUAUAUAGCUAUAUGUUUUUAGCUUUUAUUUUCUGUUUUUCUAAUGAGUUCUAGCAUGCAUACAUUUCAAAUGUCCUCCUAUCUUACUACAUUUCUGAUGUAGUAACUGUGAACUGUGUGGCUGCUGCUACAAUUUGCUGAGCAUGGACGUAAACCAGGAAAACAAAUAACAUUCACCUCUACAGAGUGUUAAAACUCACCUAUAGUGUCUUCAUUUACAAACUAGCAGCUUAAAUAUAGUUUAGUAAAUGUAAUGACACUAAAUGUCCCACUGAACUACUAAGAUGUUAGUAGUCAAGGCUAAAACUACAAGGCUUCCUUUUCUUAGAAUUUGUCAAAAGUAAACAACAAAUUACUCAUAAAGUGAA
This is a messenger RNA of Gambusia affinis (western mosquitofish), 3902 nucleotides long. Its product is annotated as urea transporter 2. Gene Ontology annotation, biological process: urea transmembrane transport. Gene Ontology annotation, cellular component: membrane. Bases 87 to 1238 code for a protein of 383 amino acids. The transcript is spliced from 8 exons. Lineage: Eukaryota; Metazoa; Chordata; Actinopteri; Cyprinodontiformes; Poeciliidae. The record is from RefSeq and is a predicted model, not a curated record. Gene Ontology annotation, molecular function: urea transmembrane transporter activity.